Molecule: messenger RNA, 3891 nt
Organism: Lucilia cuprina (Australian sheep blowfly)
Lineage: Eukaryota; Metazoa; Arthropoda; Insecta; Diptera; Calliphoridae
Product: tyrosine-protein phosphatase vhp-1
Exons: 7
Coding region: 482-1837 (451 amino acids)
Biological process (GO): protein dephosphorylation
Cellular component (GO): cytosol
Molecular function (GO): protein tyrosine/serine/threonine phosphatase activity
Source: RefSeq, a predicted model, not a curated record
CGUGCAAAUAAAAUUUGUUGUAAUUCAAUUUGUAGCGGUUUCUAAAUAAAUAUUUUUAUUUAUUAUUUAUUAAAAUUCAUAUUGCGAAAAAUAAUUUGUACUAAUAUGCAUGUUGGUACAUCUCUCAAUAAUGUGGAUUUAAAGAAAAAGAAAUGCACAUAAGAUAUAUAUGUACAUAGAUACGUAUAUACGUAUGGAUAUAUGUAUAUUUAGGAACAUUUUAUUGUAUCGUGUAUGCUUGUUUUAUGAAAACUGUGAUAUAACAAUUUUAAGUGUGUGUAAACGUGUGUACAUCUAGGCAAUACAAAAAAGUGCGUUUUCUUCACAAAAUAAAAAUUUUAAAAUCUUUAUUGUUUUUUGAAAUAAAUAAAAGUCAAAGAAGUUUUGUAAAUCUGAAAAUUAAUAAGGUUCAGCUAAAUUUGCCUUAUAGAAACUUGUUAUUUAUAUACACAUUGUUUUGUCAUAACUUAAAUGAUAAAACAUGGGAAAUGGAAUGAACAAGGUAUUGCCUGGCUUAUAUGUUGGCAACUAUCGAGAUUCAAAGGACACCCAACAGUUGGACAAAUUUCAAAUAACCCAUAUAGUGGCUAUACAUGAUAGUCCUAGAAGAUUACUGCCGGAUAAACAUUAUUUAUGCGUAAUGGCAGCAGAUACGCCUGAUCAAAACCUAUCACAAUAUUUUAGCGUUUGCAAUGAUUUUAUUCAUGCUGCGCGUUUAAGAGAAGGCAACGUCCUGAUACAUUGUUUGGCGGGUAUGUCUCGAUCCGUUACAGUUGCUGUGGCAUACAUAAUGACAGCCACCAAUUUGAAUUGGAAAGAUGCUUUGAAAGUAGUGCGUGCUGGUCGCGCUGUAGCCAAUCCAAAUGUAGGCUUCCAAACACAAUUACAGGAAUUCGAAAUGUAUCGUUUGAGUGAAGAACGCAGACGUUUGAGAGAAAGAUUUCCCUCGACCGCUUUAGAACAGCUAGACCGGGCGAAAUGUUUGUCGGCCUUAGAUAACUAUGAAGAGUUACUGCAAAACAAGGAUAUAUGUGAAGGAAACUGUGUGCGAGGCGAAAAAUGUCCUACAGGUGUUUGCAAUAUGGACCCCACCAAAGGUCUCUUCCGCCGACGACCUUCAUCUGCCUCAACACGAUCACGCCUCCGACCUCAAAGUUCUACUGGAGGGGUAACCACCGCACAGUCGUGUCCAAAUUCACCGAAACACAACACCCAAGGUGGCGUGGGGUCACGUCGUUCAUUGGGUGGACAAAAAAUUCCAGAAGAUGAAGAGGCCCACCUUUCACCCACCACUUCUACUGAAGCGGCCGAAUAUGCAGCCGCCAUUGAAGCAAGUCGCUUAGAGGCUCAGCAGCAACUUUUACAGCAACAACAAAAACAACAACAACUUCAAAAAUCACCUACAAGAAAUUCUAUAAGAUCACCUCGUGUCAGCAGUGCUGGAAGUCGUUUGACUGGAAAUUCGAAAUCAGUGAAAACUAACAAUAGCUCGGCGACUACUACAACAGGUGGUAAAAACGGAUCCCCACAUCUGCAACGUAGUGCCAGUACGGUUAGUGGUAUGGCCGUUCGACCUCGCAGCAGUCCAGCCGGUUUACAUUCCUACACAGGUUCCGUGCCAUCCUCCGUCCAUGGAUCGCGUGUCGAUUUGCGGGAUGCUGACAAGGGAUCGGCAAUAUAUUUAGGUUGUUCGGCUCCACGAAAUUCUUCGCUGUCACUAGCCUCCUCACGUGCUUCGUCGGGAUCAUCGGCACCACCCUCACCGGCAAGAACACCACCUGUUAGUCCUCGUCAGGGCGUUAGAAGAUCCACCAGUUUAAUAAAGAAACAAAGAUGAAACUUCAUGAUGGUUUUUUAUAAAAAUCAUAACCGACUAUUAUUUUGUUUUCUUAAACAAUUCAAACGCAAACAAUUCUUACGCAAAAGCAAUGAUUAACAUUCUAAGCUUAAACAAUUAUUAAUAUAUACUGCAAAGGGAUCAUAUGGAAGAGACGCAUUUUUAAAGAAUUAAGACAAUUUUUUAAGAAGCAUUUUGUUUUAAAAGUACUCUUAUAACUUACUGCUUAAAACAAAUAUUAAACCUUAAAGCUAAUCUAAAUACUCAAUUCCAAAUAUAAACUUAAAAUCUAUAUUAAAAAACUAUAAGCAUUUAACGCUUAAUCUGAUAAAAUUAAAAAUUGUUAUAAAUUUAUAAAAUAAUACUGAAUCUAUAUACAACAUACAUAAGUUCAAAUAUGUAAUUAUAUGCAUAAACUUAAAAAGCAAUUAAACUAGAUUUCAUACGUUUCGUUAAGUAAGGCUUUCAUGUGAACUAAAUAUUUUCAUAACAAAAAACUUUAAUUAUAUAAUUAAGAAAAAAAUCUAUCUUUAUUAACUGAAAAUAUGUAUGUAUAUUUAACAAUCUGGAGCUAUUGUCAAAAACAAAGGACAUUUAUUUUUUCUACACUUUUCUAUCUAUUAAGCUUACAUACAUACAAAUAUCAUAUUGACAUUUUAAAAUGAAGCUAUCGAACUAAAUUAAUUAAAUGCUGGAUCAUUUCAUAAACUAUACUCAGAUAAGUUAUUACACAUAAAACCCUGUUUACAAAUUCAACGCUGGUACCUUUAAAAGUAAUACAUGAAAUAUAAGAUUACAGAUAGAAGUACAUGUUUGUUACCUGUUAAAGUUUAAGAAAAGCAUAGAAAUAUUUAAAAUUAUUAGCUCAACUAAAUAAUUUUGUUUUUAUAUUAUUAUUUAAAUAAGAACAGAUUUAUUUUAGAAAAGUUUGUUUGAAGCCACGAAACCAAUACUUUGAGAAUUACAAUUUAGGAACAAAUUUAAAUGAAAAAUUUAUGACUGCGGGAGUUGCACAGACUACAUUUUAGUGGACCUAUCCAGCCUUAAGAUUUUUUAUGGUAAUUAUCAUAAUCAAAAGAAAUCUAAAACAAAUUUUGAACUUUCAAUAUUUACCUAGUUUGCUUAAAAGAAAAAAAUGUUAAUUAUUUUAUGAAAAACAACAACACAGGAAAACAUAAAAUAUGGUUGGAUUAAACUUGUUUAAAAUCUCCUCAUGUGUAGCAAAUUGUUCCUAUUCUCGUCGAGCUUUAUAACUUGGUCUAGAUACUACGAAUGAUAGAAUGAUAUCACAUUUUACAUAAUGGUAACAUUCAAACUUUCAUACAUAGAAAUGUACGUGUUUGAAAUUGAUUAUAAAGAAAUUUCCUUGAAAAUAUAUUAAAUUUUGUUUUAUAUAAAUUUAUAUAUUUAACUUGAUAACUCAAGUUAAUUUAGAUAAACAUUAAAGUUGUUUGUUAGAAAUAUCUUAGAUUUUUUAUACAAAAAUGCAUAAAAUACUAUUGUUUUUAUACCAAAAAGUUGUUACAUGUUAUUGUUAAAUGAAUUAGCUUUAAACUUUAGAGAAAACCCUUUUUGUUUUUUUUAAUAGCGAAAGCUUGUCUAUUAUCAUUAAAAAUAUAAUACGGAAAAAUAUUUAAAACCACAUUUUUACAUUUUCGAAAAAUAACUAAAUUUAAAAUAUUUAGCUUAAUUUUCAUUAAAAAUGCCACAAUCAUUUAAAAUAUAUAUAUAAAAAAAACGAAAUGUAAUUUUUUUAACAACACCCAAAAUCAUCUAUACGCACCAAUAUACUGCUAUAUAAAAAAGAAAAAAAAAUUUAAAUGACUUUAACUAAAAUACAAUGCAAACAGUUAAAUUCGAAUUAUUAUUAAUAAAAAAGUUCUUGUGUGACUUAAAAUUCAAUUAUUUUUAAGACGAUAUUUUUGAUUUAUCAUUAAAGACAUCGUAUGUUUCUAAAUACUUUUUAAAAAUUCAAAAAUUUACAAAUUGUUAAUAAACAGGUCAUUUUAAGAGAACAAAACACUGUGCAAUAUUAAACAAAAUAAUAAACAAAA